Messenger RNA from Dunckerocampus dactyliophorus (ringed pipefish), 2727 nucleotides. RefSeq names its product ubiquitin carboxyl-terminal hydrolase 22. Bases 340 to 1911 code for a protein of 523 amino acids. Gene Ontology annotation, biological process: protein deubiquitination. The transcript is spliced from 14 exons. NCBI's taxonomy places the organism in Eukaryota, Metazoa, Chordata, Actinopteri, Syngnathiformes, Syngnathidae. Gene Ontology annotation, molecular function: cysteine-type deubiquitinase activity; zinc ion binding. The record is from RefSeq and is a predicted model, not a curated record.
AGCAAGCUAAGUGGAGAAAGAAAGCUAACUAAUGGUGAGAGUGGAAGUGUUGGCUAAAGGCUCAUGGAUCAAAAGCAACUGUCAACACAGCAGCGGGAACAGACAUUAAACCCUCUCCAUGACUCCAUGAACAUGUUUGCAGGGUGUUAAUGAAGAGACGGUGGCUUGUCAGAUGCCCGAGGAGCAUUUUUUUUGGAUACUACAUCCCAAACGGAAACCAUUUCUGGACAGAGUAGUUGGAGCUAGCUAGCUAGCGUCUUAAGUCAACCCCAUCAAUCAGGAGACUUUUACGUUGUCACCUGCAAAAAAAACCCAAACAACCCGAAUGUUUUGUCUGUCAUGAGUCCGGCCGGGUGCUCCCAUGUGAACGGUUAUAAGGUGGAUAAUUGGAAACAAAACCUCCGCGUCAUAUACCAAUGCUUUGUUUGGAGUGGUACUGCUGAGACCAGGAGACGCAAGGUUCUUCAGAGUGAUGCAGGAUGGACAGAGCUGGCCAAGUCCUGUAUCUGUCACAUGUGUGGUGCCCAUCUGAACAGACUCCACUCUUGUCUCUACUGCGUCUUUUUCGGCUGUUUUACCAAGAAACACAUCCACGAGCACGCCAAAAACAAGAGACACAAUCUAGCUAUAGACUUAUUAUACGGCGGAAUAUAUUGUUUUGUGUGUCAAGACUACAUAUACGACAAAGAUAUGGAGCAGAUUGCCAAAGAGGAACAGAGGAAAGCUUGGAAAUUGCAAGGCACCGGUGAGAAAUACACGACGUGGGAGCCCACCAAGCGCGAGCUAGAAUUAUUACGACACAAUCCAAAGCGGAGGAAAAUCACUACAAACUGUACCAUAGGUUUACGAGGGUUAAUAAAUCUGGGCAACACGUGUUUCAUGAACUGCAUCGUCCAGGCCCUCACGCACACGCCGCUGCUGCGAGACUUCUUCCUCUCCGACAGACACAAGUGCGAGAUGCAAUCCAACUCCUGUCUGGUGUGCGAGAUGUCUCAGCUCUUUCAGGAGUUCUACUCGGGCCACCGAUCGCCUCACAUUCCCUUCCGACUGCUGCACUUGGUGUGGACUCACGCACGCCACCUGGCAGGCUACGAGCAGCAGGACGCCCACGAGUUCCUCAUCGCGGCGCUGGACGUCCUCCACAGGCACUGCAAAGGGGACGCCAUGAGAGACAAUGACAACGGCAAGAAGGCCACUAAUCCAAACCACUGUAACUGCAUCAUUGACCAAAUCUUCACCGGGGGGCUCCAGUCGGACGUUACCUGUCAGGUUUGCCAUGGGGUUUCCACAACGAUAGACCCCUUCUGGGACAUAAGUUUGGACCUGCCCGGCUCAUCCACGCCCUUCUGGCCCCUCAGCCCCGGAGGGGAUGGCGGCACGGUGAAUGGGGAGAGUCACCAGUCGGGGUCCACGACGCUCACAGACUGCCUGCGCAGGUUUACGCGGCCCGAGCACCUCGGAAGCAGUGCCAAGAUCAAGUGUGGCGGUUGCCAUAGUUACCAGGAGUCCACCAAACAGCUGACGAUGAAGAAGCUGCCAAUUGUAGCGUGUUUCCAUCUCAAACGGUUCGAGCACUCUGCCAAACUGCGGCGGAAGAUCACUACGUACGUUUCCUUUCCUCUAGAAUUGGACAUGACGCCCUUCAUGGCAUCCAGCAAAGAGAGCAGAAUGAACGGCCAGUAUCAGCAGACGGUGGACGUGUUAAACAACGACAAUAAGUAUUCCUUGUUUGCGGUGGUCAACCACCAGGGCACGCUAGAGAGCGGCCACUACACCAGCUUCAUCCGCCAGCACAAGGACCAGUGGUUCAAAUGUGACGACGCCAUUAUCACCAAGGCCAGCAUCAAAGACGUGCUUGAUAGUGAAGGGUAUCUCUUAUUCUACCAUAAACAGUUCCUGGAGUACGAGUAGCUCCACCCCCCCACCUUGGUGACCACUGACCAUGAAGAACCACUGAGGGAGGGAAGGGGGGGGGACACACACACACAAACCUACCUGAACUACGUGACUGACUCAGACAGGCUGCUCCUCCUGCUGCUUUUGGGUCGGGGGGGGGGGCACAGGGUCAUAACAAUGAGAAGUAAAGAGACGGUGUGACGCCAUGCAAGCUUUUCAGCAACAACAAGAAGGAAAAAAAAGCACUGAGCUCCUUGUCGGCUUCUACUCGACUAAAUUCAAUGAAGAGGACAGAAGAGGCCCCGCCUCCUUUUCCGCUGCUCUCAGCUGCAGGGGGCGGAGUCUACGGGCACAUCUGGGUUCUCAAGAAGUACAGUAUUCUGACACCCCCCACCCCCAGCCUCCACGGUGCUCUCGUGUCAGCUGAGCAAGCAUUUAGCUUUGAAGGAAGGGGGUCAUUAUGCAUUAAAGAAUGAAAUCAGUGUAUUGAGAAGUAUGGAGAAUCACGUGGAUGGAUUGACGCUGCCUGGGCCUGUUGCUAAGGAUGCGUUACCAUGGAAACCAAACCCAUCAUUUACUGUCUGAUUGUUUUCAUGUUGAGGGCAGGGAUUAUCUACCUUUUUAGCACUCAUGGACUUUUUUUUAAUUAUUAUUUUUAUUUGAUGUUUUGUUUACUACUUUUUAGUUCUUUUUUUGUUUGAAUUUUCAGUGCAGUCAUGUCUCUCACUGUCCUGUUACUGGAAAUAGUUCUUUGGACGUAUUAUACUUUCAUUCUUGUGGAAUUGUUGGUAUAUAAUGAUGGUGCUGAUUAAAAAGGAUGCUGUCAGUGGA